Drosophila suzukii is the source of this 1060-nucleotide messenger RNA. RefSeq lists its product as uncharacterized. Lineage: Eukaryota; Metazoa; Arthropoda; Insecta; Diptera; Drosophilidae. The record is from RefSeq and is a predicted model, not a curated record.
AAGUUGCCAGAUGUGAAAAGCGGCUCCCAAUCGAACGGAACUCCAAUCUCCAAACUGGAAAACUUUUCUAAUCUCGGCCCAAGUUACAGAUUCUAUUGCACAAGAGGCUUAUCAAGACGACCAAAAACGAAAAGAGAAGAAACCAAACUGGACGAACAACAGUCUGGCAACGAAGCGUAUACGUAAUGCCAAGCAAAGUUCCAUUCAUUUAGCGCUCUCGGCUCGUUUCAGUUCUCGGGCAGGUGUCAAGCGACAUACACACGAAACGCCGACGCGGUCACAAUUCCAGAAUAUCAUACAAAUGCUAUAUAUGCUAUCGAGUGGCUAAUUAACAUACGCGUUGCGACCCGUCGUCUCUUUACCUGAACCUGAGCUGUCUGUUGUUUUGGACCUACACUCAUCCACAUUUCUUUACGGGGAAGCGAGUACAAAGUCAAAAGUAACAAAAAUUUUUGAAACACACAUCGUACAUAUAUGCAAAAACCGAUCUUCAUCAUGCUGGAUCCCAUUUCGGACACACCGCUGGUCUUGGCCUACGUCUUUAUGUCGCUGCUAGUGCUGAUUUUGUGCUUCAUACUGGUCAAUGUGGUCCACAAGCUGUUGUAUCGCAGCUCCAGCAGCGAGUUAUCAUCGGUUCCUAUCGCCUCCGCCUCCUCCGCCGCCGCCCAGCCGCUGAAGACCUCCAUCAUGGAGCUAGACGCCAUGAAAACCGGUUAGGAUGGAUGGGGUGCAGCGCAGCUGGCUGCGAGAGAAGACUGGUGGCGAGAAUCUCAGUCGGAUGUCGGAGCUCCGGUUUUAAUUCGGGCGAUUGGAGCGAAGUACGAGAAACGCCAGCUGCACACCACCCACUCGCUCGAGCCACAAAUCUAGACGCCUGUUGAUAUACAUAUAGUAUAUAAAAACAUAAAAGCAAUUAGAUCUAAAUGCACGAAACUAGGCUUACGAGUAGAAAUUAGCUACAUUUAACGCGCUGGUCCUCUAGUCAAUUAAUUGUUCAUUUUUUGCCCUAAGGUUAGGUUACAUGUACAUUGAUAUUGUAAAUAAAGUAACUUGAACGAUA